AUGGAUACAACAAUGUAUUGUAAUAGCAGUAACACAACAACAGAUUAUUUUAAUAGUAAUAAUAAUUUAAUGAAUGAACCAACAUUUCCAAUUCAAUAUUAUUUAAAUAAUCAAACAGAGUAUCCACAAUUUUUUACAGAUGCAUUACAGAGUAUACAAUAUUAUAAAAAAAUUGAAAAAAGUGAAGAAAUUCUAUUAAUGAGUAAAACUGAAAUACAAAGAAUAACAAAUUUAAAUAUAAUACAAAUUGAUCAAUUAUUAUUUUUAAUAUCAAAAAAUUUAUUAUAUAAUGUUUAUAAUAAUAGUAGUAAUAAUAAUAAUAAUAAUAAUAAUAAUAAUAAUAAUAAUAAUAAUAAUUCAAAUAAUUCAAAUAAUUGUAAUAAUAGUAAUCAAAAUAAUAAUCAAAAUAAUAAUCAAAAUAAUAAUAGAAGUAAUAUUAAUUCAAUUGAAUUAAUGACAUCAUUAGAAUUAGAAAAAUUACAAAUUUCAUCAAUAAAACUAUCAACAGGUUGUAAAAUAAUGGAUAAAUGUUUAGGUGGUGGUAUAUCACCUAUUGGUAUAACGGAGAUUGCAGGUGAAUCUGGUUCUGGUAAAACUCAACUAUGUAUUCAAUUAUCAUUACAAGUUCAAUUACCUUUUGAAAUGGGUGGUUUAAAUGGUGCUUGUCUUUACAUCACUACUGAACCACCUUUUCCAACAAAAAGAUUAAAUCAAAUGUAUACUGUAAAAUCUGGUAAAAAUACAAAUAAUAAUACCAAUAAUAAUAAUAAUAAUAAUAAUGGGCAACAACAACAACAACAACAAUAUUAUUCAAAAUUAAGUAAUAGUGGUGUUUCACCAUUAGAUAAUAUAUUUAUUCAAUCAACAACUACAAUAGAUUCUUUAAUGGAUUUAUUAAUAAAUCAAAUCACUGGUUAUCUUGAAAAGAAAACCAUUAGAUUAUUAAUCAUUGAUUCCAUAGCUGCAUUAUUAAGACACGAAUAUGGUAAUGAAAAGAGUGAAAUCAUUGAAAAAACUAAACUUUUAUGGAGUUUAGCUAAUAGAUUAAAAUUAAUAAAUGAACAAUAUGGAAUAACAAUUGUUGUUGUAAAUCAAGUAACAGAUUUCUUUAUUGAUAGUUUUCCAAACAAUGUAAAUACAAAUAAUAAUAAUAAUAAUGAAGAGAAUAAUAUUAAUAAUAAUAAUAAUAAUAAUAAUAAUAAUAAUAAUAAUGAUAAUAAUGAUAAUGAAGGUUUUGUAAAUAGUAAUGGUGAAUUAGUUGUUACAAAUAAUAGACCAUUUAAAAAAAGAAAACAAGAUUCAAAAGUUCCUUCAUUUCAAAAUUCAAAACAACAACAUAUACCGUUUAUUCUAAGUCAACAACAAAAUUUAUUAACAAAUAAUAACUAUAAUAAUAAUCAAAAUAUUGGUGAUGAUAAUGAUAAAGAUGGUGGUGAUGGUGGUACAAACAAUGUACAACAGUCAACCUAUUUUAAUAAUACCACAAGUACGACCAUACCAGCUUUAGGUUUAUCAUGGGCAAAUUUUAUAAAUUCAAGAUUUUUACUACAACGUUCGAAAUCAACAGUUCCCGAUCCAAUAAAUAAUAAUCCAACAAUCUUAAGAAAAUUGAAAAUCAUCCUAUCAUCUUCAUUAAAAAAUCAAACUAUACCAUUCAUAAUUGAUGCUUCUGGUUUCAAAUGUUAUAAAAAUUAA
This is a messenger RNA of Dictyostelium discoideum AX4, 1695 nucleotides long. It is a transcript of the gene xrcc3, whose product is annotated as AAA ATPase domain-containing protein. Gene Ontology annotation, molecular function: DNA binding; ATP-dependent DNA damage sensor activity; ATP binding. The record is from RefSeq and is a predicted model, not a curated record. Gene Ontology annotation, cellular component: nucleus. Gene Ontology annotation, biological process: DNA repair. The transcript has a single exon. Bases 1 to 1695 code for a protein of 564 amino acids. NCBI's taxonomy places the organism in Eukaryota, Evosea, Eumycetozoa, Dictyosteliales, Dictyosteliaceae.